CCCGCUCAGAAGUGAAAGUGCCACUGAAGAAGUCCCAGCAGCGAUGACGGCCGCACUCAUCCCUCUGGAUGUCGAUCAGGUGUCCACAUGCGCUCUGCGCGUCGGGGGGUCUGGGCUGGUGUUCCGAGCGGCUGCUGCUGCUGCUUCUGCUGCUGCUGCUGUCUGCAUGUCUGCUGGAGGUUGCCACCGUUGGGCCAGGGGGCACAUCCCGCAAAGUCCCCUGCGAGUGUAAUAACUGCCCUCAACUCCCGACGCUGAAUCUAACCGAAGCCCCCGCCGCUCUUAACUGCUGCACCAACGGGGGCCGCUUCCGCUACAAGUGCGUGGUGAACCACGUGAGGAAAGCCGGCACCUCCAACCUGGCCGCAUGCACGUCGGAAAACGGGAUUGGGACGUGGAGCAAACCGAACCUCGUAUGCAUCCCGGACCCCAGAAUUGUGAUUACCACCAAGCCGCCAGAUGUCAACCCAACUUCCCACGCAGCGGUCCCCAGGCCGGAUGAAGGCACUCCAGGGGCCCAAGGCGUUCCGAGUUCUGGAGCGGCAGUCCCAACGGGAUUAGGCCUAGCAGCCUUAAUACUCAUCAGCGCUAUUCUGGGAUUUUCCUUCUGCUGCUGGAGACGGAAAAGGAGCGCGAACUGUCCCACCGGAAGCGCCGAGCCGACGCCCCCCGAAGAGAUGCCUUUGAACCCCACAAACCCUCCGCCUCCCUCCGGCUCGGCCCCGCCCGGACCCCCUUCGUAGCAUCGCCGCCGCCGCGGAAACCGCCAAACGUACACGGAGUCAUGCAACGCAGAGCUUGAUCGUAAUCCGUCUGAUAUCAGAGACUCACCGUGGAAUGAUAUCAGAGGAGGCGUGGGGCUGAGAGAGAGAGAGAGAGAGAGAGAGAGAGAGAGAGAGAGAGAGAGAGAGAGAGAGAGAGAGAG
This is a messenger RNA of Gadus morhua (Atlantic cod), 925 nucleotides long. It is a transcript of the gene il15ra, whose product is annotated as interleukin 15 receptor subunit alpha. The transcript has 6 exons. The coding region runs from base 69 to 743 and encodes 224 amino acids. Gene Ontology annotation, biological process: interleukin-15-mediated signaling pathway. The record is from RefSeq and is a predicted model, not a curated record. NCBI's taxonomy places the organism in Eukaryota, Metazoa, Chordata, Actinopteri, Gadiformes, Gadidae. Gene Ontology annotation, molecular function: interleukin-15 receptor activity.